AUGCACAGGUGCGUUCGCCCCCAUCCCCCAGUCACCCGAGCCCUGCGCCACGCCAAAGAAAAGCUCCUCGCAGCCGGCCUAAAAGUCGUAGACUGGGAACCCUACCGCCACGACCACGGCUGGGAGAUUAUCUCAUCCCUCUACUUCCCCGACGCCGCCAACAGCCAACGCACCGUCCUCUCCCAAAGCGGCGAGCCCCUCCUCCCCCUAACUGAAUGGGCCUUCGCCUACAGCCGCGCCUCCCCGCUCAGCAUCCCCGAGAACUGGGCCCUGAACUGCAAGCGCGACGCCUACCGCGACACGUACCACGCCCUCAUGAAAUCCCGCGACGUAGACUUCAUCCUCUGCCCUGUCUAUGUCGGCGCGGCGGCAGUGAUGGGCGAAUCGCAGUACUGGAAUUACACCGCUAUCUGGAAUAUCCUCGACUAUCCCGGUGUUGUUUUCCCGAGCGGGCUGAUCGUUGACCCGGAGUUGGAUCCGGUGGAUGGUGGGUAUCGCCCCCGGAGCGAGGUUGAUGCGCGCGAGUGGGCCAAGUAUCGUCCUGAGCGGUAUGAGGGAGCGCCGAUUGGUCUGCAGCUCGUAGGCAAGCGUUUCAAGGAUGAGGAGACCCUUGCGGCGGCGGGCCUUGUUUCGGAUAUCGUGCAAGGGAAAGAAGAGGAUAUCAGAAGUAGGCUUUGA
Molecule: messenger RNA, 678 nt
Organism: Aspergillus fumigatus Af293
Lineage: Eukaryota; Fungi; Ascomycota; Eurotiomycetes; Eurotiales; Aspergillaceae
Exons: 2
Coding region: 1-678 (225 amino acids)
Source: RefSeq, a predicted model, not a curated record